AUGGAAUAUUUCCGAACUGAGGAUUCCAAUAUCGACUUUAUGGUGGCUUGCAUGCAGUUCAUUAACAUAGUGGUCCACUCUGUGAAAAAUAUGAAUUUCCGGGUUUAUCUACAGCAUGAAUUCUCCCUCUUGGGACUGGAUGAGUAUCUUGAUGAGUUGAAGAACACAGAAAGCGAAAGACUCCAAGUACAGAUUCAAGCCUAUCUUGAUAAUAUAUUUGAUGUGAAUAGUCUUCUAGAGGACACCGAGAACAAACAUGAGAUGCUGGAGCAUGUUGAUGACCUACAAGCCCAUUUGGCUCUUCUCACAGAGAAGCUACAGCAAACAGAAAAUGAGUACAUGAGAAGAGUGGCCGAGCUAGAGAAGCAGUUGGACCAGACUCGCAAAGAGUUGAAUGCUUUAAAGUUGGCUCUGGAAUCAGAGGUCCGCACUGUCCCACCAGCUCCAAGGUUGGAUUGCAGCAUUGUCACUACUGCCCCUUCAGAGACCACUAUUCCGCCACCUCCUCCGCUUCCAACAACAAAGGGUGACAAUACAGAAUGCCAACAACCACUACCACUUUCUGAUGUCAGCGAGAUUCAACAAGUAACACCAAUUUCUCCUCAUUCAAGUGUUCCUCCUCCACCACCACCACCACCACCACCUCCUCCUCCGGGCCCCCCUCCUCCUCCACCACCUCCUGGAGGCCUUGCUGCACCACCUCCUCCUGUACCAGGUGGCUUAAAUACAGGUACUAAUGAAGAUGACUAUACUGGCAUGAGUAUUAAGAAACCAGUGCAGACUAAAAACAGGAUGCAAGUCUUUAACUGGGUGGCCUUGAAACCUACACAGAUCUCAGGGACUGUCUUCACGCAACUGGAUGACGAGAAGGUUCUUCAGGAACUUGACAUGAGUGAUUUUGAGGACCAGUUUAAAACGAAGGCCCAGGGUGCAAAUAUGAACACCUUCUCAAAGAAAGUGAAAGCAGCACAGAGCCAACCAAACAAAAUUUCCCUUAUUGAGACAAAUCGGGCCAAGAACCUUGCAAUAACCCUCAGAAAAGGAGGCCUAACCCCUGAAGCCAUCACUUCUGCCAUUCAGGGAUAUGAUAUGCAGGCUCUGAAUGUGGAUUUCCUUGAGCUACUGGCAAGGUUUCUUCCGACAGACUGGGAGCGGCAGCAGAUCUCCCGCUAUCUGAAGGAUGAGAAGCCUCUGGACCAGCUGGGGGCAGAGGACAGAUUCAUGGUCCACCUCUGUUCUAUUCCCAGACUGGCUGAGAGAGUGAACACCAUGAUCUUCAUUUCCAGCUUUGCCGACACCGUGGCUCGUCUUACGCCUCAACUCAAUGCUCUUAUUGCUGCAUCCAUGUCAAUCAAAUCUUCUGAGAAGCUGAAAGGAAUCCUGGAGUUAAUUUUGGCAUUUGGAAAUUACAUGAACAGCAGUAAGAGAGGUGCAGCGUAUGGAUUUCGCCUUCAGUCACUGGAUGCGCUCCUGGAGACAAAGUCUACAGACAGAAAGCAGACCUUGCUCCAUUAUCUGGUCCGAGUGAUCAGUGAGAAGUACGCUCACCUGGUCGGGUUCUACUCUGAUCUGCACUUCCUGGAGAAGGCUGGCACAGUGUCCCUGGAUGCUGUGUUGUCUGAUGUCCGCACUCUGCAAACUGGGAUGGAACAAGCUCAGAAAGAAUUUACAAAGCAAGAUGAUUGUCGCAGCCUGAAGGACUUCCUGAAAUCCAACAUGGAGAAGAUGUCACAGCUUUCUGCUGAUGCCAAGACAGCACAGGAAGCCUAUGAAACAGUUGUUGGGUAUUUUGGGGAGAACAGCAAGACAACGGCUCCUGCGGUAUUCUUCCCAAUAUUUAAUCGCUUUGUAAAGGCCUACAAGGUAAUGAUCAAUUUAUUUCUUGAAUAA
Staurois parvus is the source of this 1890-nucleotide messenger RNA. Lineage: Eukaryota; Metazoa; Chordata; Amphibia; Anura; Ranidae. The record is from the annotation of a GenBank genome assembly.